Molecule: messenger RNA, 866 nt
Organism: Meloidogyne enterolobii
Lineage: Eukaryota; Metazoa; Nematoda; Chromadorea; Rhabditida; Meloidogynidae
Source: the annotation of a GenBank genome assembly
UUUCAAUGGGAAAUGAAUCAACAAAAUCUGAUGGAAGAAAUGUCGAAAAUACUUCAAAUAAUCCAACAUCUUCAUCUUCAACAACUCAAAGAAUUCAAAAAGUAAUUAAAUCUGUCGGAGAAAAGCCAUCUACAGCAAUAAUUCAAAAAGCUUUAGAACAAGCUAAAAAAAGCAAAACUUUAAAUUUAAAAGGGACGGGAAUGAAAAUAAUGUCCCCAUUAAUUGAUGAGUUAUCAGAAGAAUUAAGAACAAUUGAUUUAACUUCAAAUAAAUUAAAACUUUUAUCCCCUUCAAUUGGCAAUUUUGUUAUGCUUCGACAAUUACAUUUAAGUGAAAAUAGAUUAAUUGAAUUGCCUGAUGAAUUGGGGUGUUUGAGGAAAUUGGAAGUUUUGAAUGUUUCUGGAAAUUAUUUGGAAAAAGUUUUGUUUGUUUAUUUCUUGUUACCCGAAUCAUUAGCCGGUUGUUCAUCACUUUCAAAUAUUUCCGUUUCAAAUAAUCGGUUAAAAGAAUUUCCGAUAGUUUUGACUUGUUUAAUUAAAUUGGAAUUGCUGGAUAUAUCUGGAAAUACAAUUACUGGACUUCCUAAUGAGAUUUGUAAUUUGCGGGCAAUUGAAUUAAAUUUACAAAAAAAUCGUUUGGCUUCAUUAAAUGCUUCAAAUUUGGAAAAAUGUGAAAGACUUAAAACACUCAGAGUUGAUGAAAAUUGUUUGGUUAAAGAAUGCUUUACUAAUGAACUUUUAACAAAUUCACAAAUUUCUUUAAUUUCUUUUGAUGGAAAUUUGUUUCAAGAAAGAGAAUUUCAAUCACUUCCAGGAUAUGAAAAUUAUGAAAAACGAUUUACUGCAACGAAGAAAAGACUUUUUUGA